Messenger RNA from Leishmania braziliensis MHOM/BR/75/M2904, 564 nucleotides. RefSeq lists its product as hypothetical. Bases 1 to 564 code for a protein of 187 amino acids. The record is from RefSeq and is a predicted model, not a curated record. Lineage: Eukaryota; Euglenozoa; Kinetoplastea; Trypanosomatida; Trypanosomatidae. The transcript has a single exon. Gene Ontology annotation, cellular component: nucleus.
AUGUCGACUGAGGAUCAACAAGUCAUGCAGGACUCCACGCACGCUCCUGCCAAGACCACCUUGAAGAACAAGGCGAACUCGUACUAUUAUUGGCACAGCCAUGAAAAGGAGAGAGCAAAGGUUGGCGAUGUUGCGCCGAUGCCAACGCCGCAUCUCGUCUCUAAGAACGAUUCGUCGACCGUGGUUGCGCCCGUUGUGCCGACGGUGUCUGUGUCAAAGUACAGCUGGUGUGACGGGGACCGGUUCGUGUCUGUGUACAUUGACACCGUCGUGGUGGAGGGCGGAACCCUGGACGAGAGCUCCAUCGAGGCGACCUUCACCGGCAACUCCUUCAAGGUGACAUUCACUACUGCAGAUGAGACGGGGAGGGCGCACGCGAAGGGCCUCUCCAUCCAGCUGUCGAAGCGGAUCGACAAAGACAGGAGUUCGGCAAAGGUGAAGCCGAAGACGCAGCAAAUUUUGGUGAGGCUGGCAAAGAAGGUGGAAAGUGUGUGGCUUGAUCUGGAGGGAAAUGCGAGUGACCGUGACUCGGCAGCCGACGAGGAGGCCACGGAUGACGAGUGA